UCGUCGGUCCAAAAAAAUGGCGUACCAGACGUUCCAGCAGGAGUACUUACAGAUUCCCGUGGUUACACGGACAUACACGACCGCAUGUGUGCUCACAACAGCGGCGGUGCAACUAGAACUCAUCACACCGUUCCAGCUUUAUUUCAACCCAGAUUUGAUAAUAAAGCACUACCAGGUAUGGCGACUUGUGACCAAUUUCCUGUUUUUCGGUCAAGUUGGCUUCAACUUCUUAUUCAACAUGAUAUUUUUGUACCGCUACUGCCGAAUGCUGGAGGAGGGCUCGUUCAGAGGCAGAACCGCUGACUUUGUCUUCAUGUUCCUGUUCGGUGGCCUUCUCAUGACUAUAUGUGGGAUGUUUGUGAGCCUCGUGUUUUUAGGCCAGGCGUUCACCAUCAUGCUCGUGUACAUAUGGAGCAGACGCAACCCUAACGUACGCAUGAACUUCUUCGGCCUGCUCAACUUCCAAGCCCCUUUUCUCCCGUGGGUACUGAUGGGAUUCUCUUUACUGCUGGGCAACUCCAUCAUUGUGGACCUUUUAGGCAUUGCAGUGGGGCAUGUGUAUUUCUUUCUGGAGGAUGUCUUUCCCAACCAGCCCGGAGGUGGCAGAUGGUUAAGGACCCCUUCAUUUCUCAAGAUGCUCUUCGACACGCCGGAGGAAGAUCCGAACUACAAUCCGCUCCCCGAGGAUCGGCCGGGCGGCUUCGCGUGGGGAGAGGGUCAGCGCCUGGGGGGCUAAGUUCCAGCCCCCAAGUCCAGCACACAUCCACGGACUCCUACUUGUUUCUCUUGUGCUGUAAGAAAAGCUGGGAUGUGAGGCCCACAGCGUACACACACGUAUGUGCCUCCUCCCGGCCGCCUGCCAGACCCAGACUGACACUCGAGACUCCCGGCGAGGGUUCCAUGCAAAACGGGGCGGGACGUUUUCCGACGCUGUUGCUCGUGCGGUUGGUUUUUUCGUCGUGUCAUGCAACGGUGAUCACUGAUGUGGAGCUACUGCAAACAUAACGCUGGAUUGACUGAAGCCAGAGCAAAUUGUGGUUUUACUUUUUUAUUAAAAUAAAUGUAUAUAAAAUGUGCAAGGA
This is a messenger RNA of Trichomycterus rosablanca, 1082 nucleotides long. It is a transcript of the gene derl2, whose product is annotated as derlin 2. The transcript is spliced from 7 exons. Gene Ontology annotation, cellular component: Hrd1p ubiquitin ligase ERAD-L complex; endoplasmic reticulum membrane. Lineage: Eukaryota; Metazoa; Chordata; Actinopteri; Siluriformes; Trichomycteridae. Bases 17 to 736 code for a protein of 239 amino acids. Gene Ontology annotation, molecular function: misfolded protein binding; ubiquitin-specific protease binding. The record is from RefSeq and is a predicted model, not a curated record. Gene Ontology annotation, biological process: endoplasmic reticulum unfolded protein response.